Molecule: messenger RNA, 1745 nt
Organism: Polychytrium aggregatum
Lineage: Eukaryota; Fungi; Chytridiomycota; Chytridiomycetes; Polychytriales
Exons: 4
Coding region: 216-1364 (382 amino acids)
Source: RefSeq, a predicted model, not a curated record
GUCCUGUGAGGCGAGGGGUGCCAUCGCCUGGCUGCUGGUUUGCGUGCUGGUUUGCCUGCUGGUUUGCCCUGCCGGUGUGCCCGUUGGACUCUUUGCCCUGCUGGACUCUUUUCUGGUCCUGCUGGACUCUCCUCUGAUCCUCCCGCCGACCUUUCCGCCCCAAUUCAUCCCACCUCAUCUCCCUCAUCCCAUCAACCCAUCCGCUCUCCUGCUCCAUGAGUCUCCCUUCGUCCUCCAGCAUCUCGCUGGGUGUCGCCGCCUUGGGCUGCUCGGCCCUGGCCACAUACUAUCUCUUCUUUGGGUCGCCCGUCACCCGCAAGCUGCAUCUCGGCACCCGUCGCCUGGCAGCGUCGCCCAAAGCCUCAGCCUCCCUGCAUUCGUCGCUCUUCCGGGCCCAGUCCGCCGUUCCCUCAGACUCGGACCAUCCCAACGACCUCAUCUCGCUGCCCUCGGAGGUCUCGGGCCCCUCGGCCUCGUCAUCGCCCCGUCCCCAGCCGCUGAACUCGCCCGGCAACGUCGCCGACCUGUCUGCGUCUAUCUACAACAUCACCAACUCGGUCCUGCUGACGAGCUCCUGGAACUUUGUCGUCAAUCAGUCAAUUGUCGUCUCGCCGCCGAUGGGGCCGACCGGCGAGCAUCCAUUCCAGCUGCCGCCGCAAAUCUCGAUUGACGCCCCCGAGUCGUCAUCCCCCCACGAAUUCCAGGUCUCGUCCGGCCAGCUCUCGCCCGACGAGGACUCGGCCGAUCCCUUGAUUCCCGCCACCAUCCCGAGCUCCUUCGACCCAGCCGCAGGGUCGCCAGCCCACCGAGUCUUUGAGUACCUGCUCGAUCCAGUGACCUUUUAUUCACUCAAGCUCAGCCCGGAAGGGGCCGUGAUCGAAAAGUCCUAUGCCUCAUUCCUCACCUCGGUCGUGGACUACGUCGCUCACGAGGUCGCGGCACCGCCGGAUGAGUACCAGGUCGGCUCCGAUGUCAAGUUUAUGGAGGGUGGCAAGAACGAAAUCUACUACACCCUCGUCCACCACCGCCCUCUCAAGCCCGACUCCAACGCCCGGCACUCUGCUGUCGGAACCCUGGUUCUUCGAACCUUUUACGAGGAGACUCGCGAUGCCAAGACGGUCUAUGUCAUUCAGGACAAGUUCACGAUGCUGCAGUCCACGCUCGUCGCCCAGUACGUCAUCUCGGACGAGCUCAGGCUGAUCGAGGAGGACAGCGCCGAGGUCGAUACCGAGUUUGUCAUCGUCGACGCUUCUCUGCAGAUCUACGGGCCGACCGUCCCGGCUUGGUGGAUGGCCUCGGUGGCUCCGAAACAGUUCCAGAAACGGCUUGAUGCCCUGCAGGUCAAGCUGGAUGGGCUUGCUUGAUGGAAUGGCAAGGGCUUUGACCGGCGCACAGUCGCCCGUCUCGGCAUAAUCCACACGAGAUGGGCAGAUUCAUCUUUGCUGCGGCCUCCCACUACUCGGGUUUCGCUGACGAGCGCGUGCCAUGGAUCCCGCAAACCUCCCAGAGCCCUUCCGGCUGGGGUUUUGUGCGUUCGAAACCGGAUUUUCUAAUUGUUUGUGUUGGUGGUACCGCUUCUCCCUCCACCCUCCUCCCUCCUCCUCCCCCUCAUCCUGUCCCCGACCUUCUUUGGCUGCGAUUGACCGUGCUUCUCCCACCUUGCUCGCUCGACUUUGGUUUUGUACAUUUGCGUUGGCAAUCGGCCGAACAAAAUACCACCCCACCUGUCAGCUGGAGUGAGCUUU